Lodderomyces parapsilosis is the source of this 366-nucleotide messenger RNA. RefSeq lists its product as uncharacterized. NCBI's taxonomy places the organism in Eukaryota, Fungi, Ascomycota, Pichiomycetes, Serinales, Debaryomycetaceae. The record is from RefSeq and is a predicted model, not a curated record. Bases 1 to 366 code for a protein of 121 amino acids. The transcript has a single exon.
AUGUCAAAGAACGAGUACUAUAACCCACCUCAAGGCCCACCACCUACUUUCAGCCAAAGUGAAGGAGUUUCUGGUGGAGGCGCUGGUGGAAGCUACGUUCCACAAUCACAACCACAGUACAAUGCCGACACCCAGGAUAGAGCUUUUGGGUAUCACCAUCAACAAGGAUACGGACAAGGGCCACCACAAAAUGCAUACUACCAACAACAACCUGGCUACGGGGGAGGAUAUCCACAACAAGGCGGUUACUACCCACAACAACAGCCAAUGUAUGUACAACAACAAAGAUCUAGUAACAAUCAGGAUUGUUUGAUGGCGUGUUUAGCGGCAAUGUGUAUUUGUUGUACAUUGGAUGCUAUCUUUUAG